Molecule: messenger RNA, 624 nt
Organism: Lolium rigidum
Lineage: Eukaryota; Viridiplantae; Streptophyta; Magnoliopsida; Poales; Poaceae
Exons: 2
Coding region: 1-624 (207 amino acids)
Biological process (GO): protein sumoylation
Cellular component (GO): nucleus
Molecular function (GO): ubiquitin-like protein ligase binding; protein tag activity
Source: RefSeq, a predicted model, not a curated record
AUGUCGGCGGAAGGGCGGUGCAAGGAGGAGAAGGAAGAGGGGGAGGACAGGAAGCCGGUGAUCAAGCCCGGCGUGCACGUGACGCUCAAGGUGCAGGACACCGACGGCCACUCCGUCUACCGCACCAUGCGGCGCACCGAUAAGCUGCAGGGCCUCAUGGACUUCUACUACGCCAGCGUGCCGGCGAUCGCGCGCGGCACGGGGCGGUUCCUGUACGACGGCGGCCGGCUGAGCGGCGAAGAGACGCCGGCCCAGCUCGAGAUGGACGACGGCGACGAGGUGGACUUCUUCACCGAGCUGAUGGGCGGCGGCGGAUGGAUCGCGGGGCAGCGCGUCAAGGAGGAGGCGGACGACGGGUUCAUCACGAUCAAGGUGCAGGACACCGACAGGUUCAAGGUCAGCUACACCAUGCGGAAGACCGACAAGCUGCAAAACCUCAUCGACUUCUACUACGCCAGGGUUCCCAGUGUUACUCGUGGCUCAGGCCGGUUCCUCGUCGACGGAACGCGGAUGCAGGGCUGGAAGACGCCGGCUGACUUCAACAUGGAGGACGGCGACGAGGUUGACGUCUUCACGGAUCUCAUAGGGGGCGGCGGCGGACCGACUACUGAAUGCUGCUGCUAG